GAACUAUUUACAGUGUCACUUGAAGAUUCCUACAGUUCACACCCGUUCAUAACAGAAAACAACCAUGUAUGAAGGUCCUAAGUACAACAAGAAUUUUCUUUACCCUUAUACACUAGACCAGCCGUCCUCUGGUUCAAAUCCGCCCACGAACAACACACUCCGUGCCUCUUCUCCCACCGUUAAUGAUCCAGCUCCUCAGUGUAAUCAAAAAUUUCCCCGUCCAUCCAUGAACAGACAACGCUCCGGUGCAUACUCAUCUAGUUCCACCUCCUCUACCUAUGCUUCUGCUUCUGCUUUUAUUGGGAAUUCCGCAGCUGAAUGCGUCCUUCAAGCAACAACUUAUCCCAGCCCUAUUCAGCAAACAAGACACCGUGCAUCCCGCCCUUCAUUGAGACGCUCCCAGAACUCAUGUUCUUCAGACACAUGCUCUCAAAUAUUCUUACUCCCCUCUCUCAAGCCCUUCGACGCACUACGUACUCAGCAAUGGCUCUCUCAAUUGCGGUGUGAUAUUCCAAUGAGAUCCAGCAUCCGAGAUGUAGACAGUGACUCGGGCGGCAGCAACUUAUCGAUUUCGGGAUCGGGUUUCCCGGCGCCAACAUCAGUGAGUAGCUCUUCUCGUAUUAGAAGACGUCGUGGAGCAGAUGGGUUGUACGAGUUAGAGUAUGACAGACCGAAGAUAAGAGCCAGGGAAGCUCGCAAAAAGGAGAUCGCAGAAAGACAGACAGCUGACAGACAAACAUUCGACAGGGAGAAAGGAAAAAGAAAGACACCGGAGUACUGGAACGAAUGGCAGGCUAAAGAGGAAAAUGGAGGCUGGGUGUGAGAAAUGGUGCCUUCGGUGGAUUUCCCGAAUCAAGGAAUUUUCUUAUGUUUUCGGGCCUUUGAGUUAUCAUGGUUGUACUUAUACUCUGAAAUAGAUAACAAAUUACGUGGUAGAUGUAUGAUACUACAAUGAUUUUACCUUUUAAUCAAAAAGACAGUAUGGUGAUUUGAGUGAUCAAAUUAGUCAACACUUGAAAAAUUUGCGUAUAAAUAUCUUGUGCCAUACAAUUUUUCGGUAUCAUGACUCCAAAUAUUGUGAAUUUUGAAUGAAAAAUUUCACUACUAACCUCUCCUUGUCAUCCACCUCUCACAAAACUCAAAGUUCACUUUCCUCUUCAAAUUGUUCGGCUCCAUCAUCUUCAAGUCCCUGACCAGAAAGUCAGUAGAAGAAAGAAACGUGUACAGAUUCGAUAGAGCAAUUUGCACGCCCA
Molecule: messenger RNA, 1253 nt
Organism: Botrytis cinerea B05.10
Lineage: Eukaryota; Fungi; Ascomycota; Leotiomycetes; Helotiales; Sclerotiniaceae
Exons: 1
Coding region: 65-823 (252 amino acids)
Source: RefSeq, a predicted model, not a curated record